Molecule: messenger RNA, 2273 nt
Organism: Octopus sinensis (East Asian common octopus)
Lineage: Eukaryota; Metazoa; Mollusca; Cephalopoda; Octopoda; Octopodidae
Product: BUD13 homolog
Exons: 5
Coding region: 44-1930 (628 amino acids)
Biological process (GO): mRNA splicing, via spliceosome
Cellular component (GO): RES complex; U2-type spliceosomal complex
Molecular function (GO): RNA binding
Source: RefSeq, a predicted model, not a curated record
UCUUCCUUUGAGCGGUUAAGAGAGGAGAGUUCCACUGUGAGCGAUGGCGUCUGUGAGUAAAAGCGAAUAUCUGAAACGUUACAUCUCGGAGGAUUGCGACAAGAAGAAGAAGAAGAAGAAGAUUAAAAAGGGGCCCAGGCCACGGAUAUUUGAUGAUGAUGUCGACCUGAAGUCUUUGAUGCCUGACAAUGCUGGAAAUAACUUGGAUGAUGAUUUACAGGAAAACCUUCCAACGGUGGCAGACUAUAUUGAUGAGCGUCCGGUUCUUGUCCAGCAAUUAGAACAGUUCCAAGAUGCCAACCGAUGGAAAAUGGUUGCAAACAAAGUUGAAGAUGGUGAGAUCAUCUCAGACAAGUCUGAUGGAGAGAUAGAGGAUGAUAGCCACCACGCGUCUCCAAAAAGUGAUCUAUCAAGCACAGAUUCUGGAAUGUCUUUGAAGAAAAAACAGUCAACCGACAGAAAGAAGCGGUACCACAGUUCAAACACAGACAAAGAUGGUCGGUCAUUAAAAGAUGACCUCAAGAAUAGAAGUCUGGACAGCAGUGAUAGCUCUGAUGGUCAAGAUGAUUCGGGUCCUGAAAGGUCUCCCAGCAGACGGCUCAGGCAUAAUCUAGCUUCAGAUAAAUCCCCCACCCAUGGGUCAGCCAGUGAUUCUGACCAGCAUUCUAAGCAUAAAAGACGGUCAUUGAAUCAAUCAGAUUCUGAUCAAUCAAUGCCAAGACAUGGCAGACAUGAUUCUGACUCUGAAGAUACUCUGCCAAGACAGAGUCGACACAUGUCAGAUUCUGACCAUUCUCUGCCGAGACGUGGCCGACAUAAGUCAGAUUCCGAUAAUUCUCUGCCGAGACGUGGUAGGCAUGACUCGGAUUCUGAUCAAUCGGUUUCAAGACAAAACAAGCUGGAAUCAGACUCUGACCUUUCCUCGUCUGAUUCCGAUCAGCCAGUUCCACGUCGAAGACAGUAUUCAGGCUCCAGGUAUCGGCACCUUGCUAAUUCAAGCCACACCUCACCAAAACGUCAAGUGGAUUCCGACAACUCAUCCCAUCGUAAAAAGAAGGUGAUGGACUCAGACUCUGAUCUCUCUCCUGUUCGGUCAUCUCAUCGAGGCUCCACAACAUCACCACAACGAAAGAGACGCUCUAGACCUGGUCAGAUGUCACCAUCACGAUAUAACCAUUCUAGUGCCUACCCUAAGGACCGGCAUGCAACGCAACGAUCCCAUGACAACGAUGAUUCUGAUCUCUCCCCUCCUCGUCAUGGACACCGUCACAGUUCUUCAGCAUCACCACGAAGCGCUGAUGGGAAAGGAAGACCCCAGAGAACUCUAGGAGGAACCAGAGCUGGUCUGUCUUCAGCUGCAGAGACGAGGAAAGAGAUUCGUCACAUGCGACAGAGAGAAAACAAGUUAUUUCAGCAGAUGGAUACCUCAGUAUCAGGUAAAAAUGCGGAGACUGUGAUCCGGGAUCGAUCUACAGGACGUAGACGUGACAUGAAGCAGGAACUCGCCAAAAAGGAAGAGGAACAGAAGAAGAAAGCUGAGAAGGAUGCGAAAUACGCCGAAUGGGGGAAAGGUUUAAAACAGAAAGCCCAGCAACAACAGGCUGUUCAAGAUUCUGUCUAUGAGAUGUCCAAGCCUCUGGCCAGAUAUAAAGAUGAUAAAGAUCUUGACCAGAUGUUGAGGGAGAAAAUUAGACCCGAUGAUCCAAUGUUGGCCUUUAUUAAGAAGAAAAAGAAACCAGACAAAAACGUGAAAGAAAAACCAAUGUAUAAGGGACCCCCGGCGCCCCCUAACAGGUACAACAUCCAGCCUGGUUACAGAUGGGAUGGAGUGGACCGUUCGAACGGUUACGAAACACAACUGUAUGCCAAGAUUGCAGAGAAGAAAGCCACAGCACAGAUGGCCUACAAGUGGAGUGUUGAAGAAAUGUAAAUAGUUAGUUUCAGCAGGGAGGGCAUGGGUGGGUUGGGCUGGUUGUUAAGUGGCAACAUUUGGCCAGGCACCUUGGCAAUGCUGGACAUUGGCAAAGAUGUUGAAAACUCCUCUUAACUGAUGAACAUAUGAAGACAUUGGUGUGUGUGUGUGUGGUGUUGGGACUGACUCACACACACACAGAGAAACCCUCGCACUCAUAUUCAGGGGUCAUCCUAUGUCAAACCCAUGUGUGCUUCUGCAUGCACCCAUAAACUUAAUCACAUCAACACACAAAACAAACGGACAUCAUCAUCAUCAUCAUCAUUAUUAUUAAUAAUAAUAAAGGAACCAUUAUUACUAC